GUUUUUUUAGCUUUUGCUAUAAUUUGCUUAUAUUAUAGUAAUCUGAUUUGGAUAUAAUCUGAAGAACAUAAUGUUUUUUUUUUAUUUUCUUUUUCAAUCUGAUUUACUUGGUAUUGCAUCCUAAUCAUAUAUGACGUUCAAGAAUAUUUGACAAAUCUAGUUCAAUUCAAGGUUGGAAAAUUUAGUAGCCAAUUAAUCUUGGAAUGAAUUUUUUAGAUGAAGAUGUUCAGAAGUAUAUUAAUGAAUGAUUAUCAUUUACCUUUUUUUGUUUAAAGUUAAACAAACUUACAGUGAAACUAUAUCAAGCAUCUAAGCCCCAUAUUUUGCAAUUGUUCUUUUAAAUGGUUGUUGCACUUUUUCUCAAUACAUCAUCUUUAUUCAUUGUAGUCUAAUUUCAUGUUCAUCUUCACUGUCAAUGGAUGGAGGUAUGUCUGCACCCAAGCCGAGCCCUAACUUGAUUAGCAUUGCUAUUCGUUCAAAUGAUCCAGUUACCUGAUGAUAUGUUCCCUGACCAGCCUGAUCCAAAUCAUGAAACAGCAUGUACUAUACCUGAUAAAGAGAUUAAGGAACAUGGUGAGAAAGAAAAAGACACAUCAGAAGACACAAAACAAAGAGAACAUGAUCAAGAUGAUAAAUAUUGUGAUGUGACACAUCAUUUUUCCCAAAAUAAACCCCCACGUACUCUUGAAGACUCUGUAGCUGAACUCUUUCAUCAAGAUGUACAUGCUCAAAUGCUUUGUCUUCGUGAGAAGGUGAAGGAAAGAUUGAGCAACUCAGAUGAUUACCAGUCAUUUUUGAAGUGCAUUGCAGAGUAUUGCACAAAGAGUAUUACUCGGCCACAAUUGCAAUCAAGGGUAAAUAGUUUGCUUGGAGUAUAUCCGGAUAUUGUGGAAGAAGUCACUGAGUUUAUAGAUCACAUUGAAAAGACAAAUAGCUCUUCCCCAUGA
Messenger RNA from Lactuca sativa (garden lettuce), 947 nucleotides. The record is from RefSeq and is a predicted model, not a curated record. Lineage: Eukaryota; Viridiplantae; Streptophyta; Magnoliopsida; Asterales; Asteraceae.